GCUGUUGGCAAGGUACAGUCUUGCAAAAUUUUGCCUCCAAAAGAUUCCUGCAAUGAUACAAAAUAUGGCUUUGUUAAAUUUUAUACUUGGAAAGAUGCUUUAAAAGCUAUUGGGGAAUAUGAUGGAUUGUGUCUUGGUAGUGAAGAGAAACUUCGCGUUAGAGUUGCGCACAGAAGACGGGAUGACGAUUAUUUUUCUCGCGAUGAAGAAUACAGUUCAUCGGAUGGAACUGCCAAAGAUAAUCCAAACAAUGGACAAUCUCCUUUUGAUGAAUGUCAUAAAGUGGGUGGAAAAAAUGUUUGUGACCAAAGUUUAGGCCGCUUAAAAGGAGAAGCAAACUACAAAAAUAGCGACCAAAAUUCUUGCAUACCACAACAACUGUCAAACGUGAUCAAGAGUGAGUCGAUCAUGAAUGAGGAAUUAUUUCCUGAGGCUAAUAAUGGAUCUGCAGCAACACCGCGGAUAAUGAUGCCUUGUACAUGCUGUGACAAAUUGUGCAAACAACGGUGUUCUGCGUGUAAGGCACCGUACUGCAGUAGGGAAUGCCAAAAGAUCGACAGAGUACGACAUAAACUUGUGUGUACCUAUCAGAAUAACUCUAAACCUGCCAAGUCAGAGGUAAAGGUUCCAGUAGCAACAAACGGACCCAUGUCUGCGCCUGACGAUCUUGAUAAUGAUAGUGACUUUGACUGUAUUGAUAUUUCAUUGGAGUCCUCAACUUCAAGGAAAGCCAAGCCAAAUACAGAACAGCGAAAUGACGGUGAUGUUUCCCUCGAUAGUUCUUUUUGUCAGGAUUCGGGUGUUGUAAUAUCAAGAGAAUCUCCUUGCGAAGAGCUUAAUUCUGAUCCAAGGGUGGCAACUCAUACAGCGGAUAUCAACGUCAUAAUGGCUUCAAACGUACCUAAUGAUGUAUUACCCUCUACAAUAGCCUUUGAUAUUGUAGUAUGCUAUUUCUUGACACCGAACUCAUUUUGGAUUUGGUUCAUGAACACUGCUAAAGAAUUGUUUAUUCGACUUACUUCCCUGCUUAAUGAAACUUACGAGAAGUCCACGUAUUCAGAAUAUAUGCCAGUCACCGGCCAACUGAUCGCCGCGAAAUUUAAUGACGAUAUUUGGUACCGUGCCAAGGUGAAUUGUGUCAAUAAAGAUUAUACCAUCAACGUUACUUUUAUUGAUUUCGGGAACACUGAGAAUAUAACUGUGUACAAUUCUCGAAAGAUCACGGAAGCCUUAGCGCUGAUUCCUAGACUUGCGACCAAGUGUUCUCUGCAUACAAUCGAAGAGCCGACUCAUAAGUGGCCAACAGAUACUCUUCAUUUCUGUAAUGAAUUGAUGUUGAAUAAGAAGGGCUCAGCCAUACUGCAUGAAAGCGUUCAAGACUCAUUAGUGCUGGAGAUCAAUGUGGAAAUUAACGGUGUAAUGCGUUCAGUCGUUGAUGAGAUUGUCAACCAAGGGCAUUUAAUUUUAGACAAAAUUACAACGCCGGAUUCUGUUAGGCACGAUUUACCUAAAGGGGAAAUUCCAUCCAAAGAAGAACCCGUCACGGGUCAGCACUUUCCUGCUGGCGAUAAAACACCUAUUUUGCGUAGCAACAAACCUUGUUUUCCCGACAAAGAGACUACUCUACCUUUAAUCCAGCCUAUUUCUCCAAGCUGUAACAAACUGUCUUACAACAAGACCCAAUCGUUACCUUCCCACUGCCCAACAACAACAGGAGGAAAACCUGUGGUUUUUAGCAACCUGCCUGGUGACGUAAGCAACAUUUCACUUUCCAAGCAAGCGAUUUCAUGCAGCAGCUCUGUUUUCCCCGCAGGCAAACAUUCCACCAUCACGCCGGAGAUACCCGUCAAAUAUCCUGCAGCACUUUCUGUUCCUAAUAGUAUGCGCAUUCUACCUGAUGAUUACAGCACCGCAGAGCCAACACCGCCAAUUUCCCUUGGUAGUCAGAAAUUUGGACUGCAAUCCGCAGUGCCAAGUCCGAAAAAUGUCUCUCCUGAGCAGAUGGUAUGCCAAAAAGUCCUUCCUAUUCCCACCUUGCCGAGUACACCAUUUGACGUAAUUGUAAACGAUGUUUCCACGACAGAACGAUUUUACGCACAAAUGAUUGACCCAUCGUUAGUAAGGCAACUGCACAAGUGUGUGCGGAAAUUAAACGAAUAUAUCAGAGAAAACCAUCCUCCGGAAAAGAAGAAUGUAAUUGUUGGUUCCUUGGGUUGUGCCAAAUUCUCCCAAGAUAAUAUUUGGUAUCGUGCUCAAGUUGUUGCAAUGAAGGAGGCAAGUUACCGAGUUAGAUUUAUUGAUUUUGGUAAUGUUGAAGAUGUAAAUCCACUGGAAUUUUUCGAAGGCCCGGAGUCCUUUUUUAAGUUGGCGCCUCAAGCGAUAUGUUGUCGUCUGGUUACCAGUGGCCGUUUUCGGGCGGACCAAAGCAGUAAUAUGAUGAAAGCGUUAACAUUAAAUAAACAGUUUUCUUGUAUUGUUGUUGGAGAUGUAUCAUGUCCUGAAAUAUCUGUAAAAUUGCUCUCUUCCGUUGGUGGCCGAGUAGUGGAUACUACAGAAGAACUGGACAAAUGUAUCAAUCUUAAGAAUUAACCAAAUUGUGUUUGUAACUCUUGUAACAUAUGGUUACUAUUUAUUUCGUUGUUCCUUUUUGCGUAUAUAGGUUGCAAAAAUCACUACGGGACGGCAACUGAUGCCUCUGGCCACAAGCUAAUCUGCGUACAAAAAUCAAUUAAUCAUAAGCCAAAUUCUCGACAUUUGCAUGACAAAACUGAGUUGUCAUCUCCAGCAUUCCCUACAUAUAACUAUAGCAGUUGAAAUUCUGUUAUUUCUAUGCAGGUACGCGAUUAUUUUUCUGUUCUAUUGGGGUAUUAAUUUCGCGCCUUUAGACCUAUUAGUAUACCAUGGGUGCCAGAGGUUUUUCCACGCUCGCAAAAAAACCACAAAUACUAUUUUCCAGGCGUCAGCAAUCAUUUAAGUUUCCCACAAAAAAACUUUCUGUUUUACCAACAAAUUGAAUCAAAACUAUUAAUAUUCUUGUAUGUUUGCAUGGUGACAGUCGAUAAGUAAUUUAGCUUGUAGGUACACAACGUAAGUAUUUAAUACUGCAAAGCUUUCGGUCCGUUAACCCGGGCCUUCAGCAGUGUAUAUCUUUGCUGUUCAUUCAUAGCAAAGCAAACAGAACAUAAGACAUAAGAACAUAACCAUGUUACAAAAAUGUUCGAGCAUGUUCGUCUUAGAACAUAAGACGAACUGCGAGAAAGGUAAACUGGAUAAAUCUGCUGUAGCUCACCAUGCAUGCGUGGACUUAUGAUCAUCGCAGUAAAUGGAAAGAUGCAAGCAUUUUAGCGAAUGAUAAGCAGUCUCUCGUGAAAUAAGUUCAUAAUAAUUUCAUAAUUAUUUGGUAAGUGAAACCGUUUAAUUAUUGGCGCGAGCUAACAAAUCACGACUAACGUGAUAUGUAUUUAAGUGACGGUUAAAUGUGUAUUUAGGUUAUCGCACUGAUGAAAGCCCGGGUUAACGGACCGAAAGCUUUGCAGUGUCAAAUACGUACAUGGUGUACC
Dendronephthya gigantea is the source of this 3560-nucleotide messenger RNA. Its product is annotated as tudor domain-containing protein 1-like. Lineage: Eukaryota; Metazoa; Cnidaria; Anthozoa; Malacalcyonacea; Nephtheidae. The coding region runs from base 409 to 2589 and encodes 726 amino acids. The record is from RefSeq and is a predicted model, not a curated record. The transcript is spliced from 5 exons.